GAUGAGUGUUUCAAUGAUCCUUGUCUGAAUGGGGGCACCUGUAAUGAUCUGGUCAACAUGUAUCAAUGUGAAUGUGCCAUUGGAUUUGCUGGAGUCAACUGUGAAGAAGACGACCGCCCUCAACUGGAGAUUGUCAGAAUCUGGAGCAACGCCAUCACCAUCUACUGGACUGUUCUUAUCGAGGUGGAGUCGUUCAGAGUUGAGUACCGAAAGGUCAAUGAUUCAGAGUGGUUCAUCAGUGACAUUCUGAAUGGAGGAAGACGUUUGUACAGUCUUCUUGAUCUUGAGAGCGAGACAGGCUACGAGCUGCUGCUUGUGAUGAAGAGAGCUGCAGGAGGAAGCAUCGCUACAACCGUACCAGUCACAGUCGUGACCUGUCAAAGGGGUUUCAGUGGAGAAAACUGCUCACAAGAUGCAAGAGACCUGCCUUUCAACAUUCAGAUCCAGACGGCGCGCACCAACUCCCUCACCGUGACUUGGAACGCUGACUUCACCCCUCCCACCAACAACAGGAUCCAGCUCCAGUACCGGCCCUACGGAACCACCACCUGGAUCCCCGGACCAAGGAUCACUGCUGUGUCCCAGGGGAUAGCUGACAUCCCGUCCCUCCGAGGCAACGAGUACUACGAGGUCAGGAUCUAUGUCGGAGAUCUGGACCUUCAGCUUUUCAACUAUAGCUUGGUUAACAGGUUCUAUACUUGUGAGCCGAACCGUGUUGGACCCAAUUGUGAAAACGAAUAUCAAAUUUGCACCGUGUGGGGAGAUCCUCAUUACAUCACUUUUGAUGGAGCUUCCUACAACUACCAAGGAGACUGUGAGUACACCUUAGUCACCGAUGACUGCGUUGCCUCAGAGAACCCUAGCAGUCUGCCUGGCUUCCACCUAUGGAGUGAUAACGUGAAGCGUUUGCCUUCAGACAGGGUGGCUUACUUGAGAGAGAUUGGGUUGGAAGUGGAUGGAACUGUCUUUACAGUCGGGAGGGACCAUGUCCUGAGGAUUGAUGGCAUUAAUGUCACACCCCCAAAGAGGUCGGGACAGGUUUUUAUCUUCUACACUGGAGCACACACAAUUAUUACAACUGACUUUGGUCUACGAGUUCAGUAUGAUGGAGGAUACAGAGCUGAAAUAACACUCCCAGACACAUACAAGAACAUAACAUGUGGUUUGUGUGGUACAUAUGAUGAUCUGCAGGAUAAUGAAUAUACUAAGAAGAAUGGUCUUGUGGUGACUUCAGCCCGUGAGUUUGCCAACAGUUGGACCAUGUCUGAUUGUGAGAUUCCACUAGAAGAUGAGAUCCCAUGCUCAGAUGAUGCAACAAGGACUCAGGCAGAGGAACUAUGCAACAUUCUCAAUGAUGUAAAUGGUGUAUUGGGACCUUGCUUUAAUGUCCUUGACCCUGUUGUGUACUAUGAUGCCUGUGUGUAUGACCUCUGUGUAACACUUCCUGAAGAUGACUUGGUUUGUGCUGACAUCGAUGCCUAUGCAUCGGCCUGUAGACAGGCUGGAGGAGUCCUGGCUGGAAACUGGAGAGCAGAACUUACUCAAUGUGGGCUGACCUGUCCUGUGAACUCCACCCUCCACUCCUGUGCCAGUGGCUGUCAGCCUGCCUGCUCCGAUAAUAACAUCCAGUCUGACUGUCCAGUGUCCUGUAUCGAGACAUGUGUAUGUGAUGAGGGACUGGUAUUAGAUAGUGACAGGUGUGUGGAAUCUCAAGACUGUGGAUGUCUUGAUGAAAAUGCUGAAUACCGCUCGCUUAAUGAAACAUGGACAACCGACGAUUGCAGGAGAAAGUGCAAUUGUACAGGAUCAGGGUCCGUUCAAUGUUCCUCUUCCAGCGUAUCAUGUGGACCCAACGAGGAGUGUGCCAUCAAGAGAGGGGUCAGAGACUGUUACUGUCUCGAGGAUUACUCUAGGGACGACAAUCAGGAAUGCAUCAGAGAGCCAGGACACUGUAUAGUUAGAGGAGAUCCCCACUACGAGACCUUCGACCAUCACAGGUACAACUUCCAAGGGGAUUGUGAAUACACCCUCAUCAGACCCUGCAACAAGGAGGAGAAUAGCAGUCUUGUGGACUUCCACCUGUGGAGCAACAACCUGAAGAAUAACCCCUCUGAUAGAGUGUCCUACAUGAGAGGCUUCACUCUGGAGUAUAAUGGGACGCUGUUCAGUGUGGAGAGUGGGAACGAGGUGUAUGUGAACGGAAGGAGACUGUCAGGUUCCCUGUUCAGCUAUGGCAGUGAUGUCAGGAUACAGUGGGACAAUCAGUACACGUUCUUGGUGACCUCUUUUGGAUUGCAAGUGGUUUAUGAUGGGAAGCAUACAGCAGACAUAGAUCUGAGCUAUGAUUACUGGACCAAGACCUGUGGUCUAUGUGGUACCUUCGAUGGUGAUGAUAGCAACGAGUACAGACGACUAGACGGGUCUCAGACACCAUACAUGACAGUCUUCAUCCAGGAUUGGGUCAUUAACCCCUCAUCCUGCAAUGGGGAAUCCCCUGAGCCACCUGUGUGUGAAGGAGAAACAUAUGAGGAAGCUCUCGACCUGUGUUACAUAUUCAGCUACCCAGAUAGUCCUCUGUCUGGGUGCUUCGACUUUGUCUCUCCCCGUGAUCUGUACGAGGACUGUGUGUAUGAUUCCUGUGCCUUGGGUCCUGGGUUUGACGUAUGUGAUUACAUUCAGGAAUAUGCCUUGAUCUGUAUGGAUGAGGGCAUUGACCUUGGAGAGUGGAGGUCAGAGGUGCCUGAGUGUGCAAUCACCUGUACCGGUGGUAAAGUCUACCAGACAGGAGCGAGCGCAUGCCAGCUGACCUGUGGGUUCCAGAACUCUGGACCCUGCACACGCCCCUCCUACGACAGGUGCGUCUGCCCAGAUGGGCUGGUGGAGGACGGGGACCGGUGUGUGGAUCCCAACGAGUGUGGGUGCAACUUCUUCUACAGUGGAGAGAACAUCCACAUGGAGUCUGGAUCGGAAUGGAUCAGUGAUACCUGCGACCGGCGCUGCACCUGUACGGGCAUCACUUUGACCUGUACUGACAUAGAAUGUGGAGAGUUUGAAGAAUGUGUCAUCAAAGGAGGUGUUAGAGACUGCUUCUGUUUCAAUAGAUUCACUCGUAAUGAAGAAGAUAUAUGUGUCAGAGCUCCUGGAGUAUGCACUGUUUGGGGUGACCCUCACUACGUCACCUUUGACAACGGUAACCACAACUUCCAAGGAGACUGUGAGUACACCCUGGUCAGACCAUGCACUGACCGGAUGGACCUCGUCGAUUUCCACCUCUGGGGUGACAACGUGAAGAACAAUCCCUCCGAGAGGGUUUCUUACCUGCGGAAGAUUGUGCUUGAGGUGAACGGCACCAGCAUUGCCAUCACGAGGAACCGUGAGAUCCUAGUGAACGGAGCCAGGAGGAUAGCACCUGUUAGGUUGAACAAUGGCAUCAUGAUACGUUCGGAUAGCUCCUACUCGACCAUUGAGACUAAUUUUGGACUGAAUGUGCGGUAUGAUGGUUCCGAAACUGCCAAUAUUGAGGUAUCUUACGACUACUGGAAUGCUACAUGUGGACUCUGCGGUACCUUUGAUGACGACAGUACCAAUGAGUUCAGGUUACAAGAUGGAAGUCUGACACCAUAUGAAAAUGUGUUUGGCAAUAACUGGGUCCUUGAUGCAUACGAGUGCGAAACCGGUAUAGAAAGACCAGUUGACAGAUGUGAGGAAGACUCUGCUAUCAAAAUGUUGGUGGAAGAUAUCUGCUAUGUCUUUAUCAAUUCUGAAGGACCUCUUGGUGACUGUCUUGACUUUGUGAAUGAGGAUGCCUACUAUGAUGCUUGCAUCUAUGACCUCUGCUAUACUGAUCCUGGUAAUGACAUCAUUUGCGGAGCCUUGCAGGAGUACGUCCAGCAGUGCAGGGAAGCUAACGGCAUCAUCGGAAAUUGGAGAGAAGGGGUCCUACAGUGUCCUUUUGAGUGUCCCAGCGACAAGACCUACCAGUCAUGUGGGAGCGCCUGCCAGCCGAGCUGUGCCGAGCCUGAGGCUGACCUGAACUGCACCCUACCCUGCCAUGAGACCUGCAGCUGCCCUGAGGGACAGCUGGAUGAUGGUGGGCGAUGUGUGGAACCAGAGAACUGUGGAUGUACUCUUCCAGAUGGGAGCUACAUAUCGGUGAGUGGACGGAACCUUCUACCGAAUGAGUCCGAGCAGGGAAGUGUACCGCUACUUCCAAAUACGAGCAUGGUUGGAUAA
Molecule: messenger RNA, 4233 nt
Organism: Strongylocentrotus purpuratus (purple sea urchin)
Lineage: Eukaryota; Metazoa; Echinodermata; Echinoidea; Camarodonta; Strongylocentrotidae
Product: alpha-tectorin-like
Exons: 20
Coding region: 58-4233 (1391 amino acids)
Molecular function (GO): protein binding
Source: RefSeq, a predicted model, not a curated record